This is a messenger RNA of Cadophora gregata, 2359 nucleotides long. RefSeq lists its product as uncharacterized. Gene Ontology annotation, molecular function: protein binding; lipid binding. The record is from RefSeq and is a predicted model, not a curated record. Gene Ontology annotation, biological process: plasma membrane tubulation; actin cortical patch localization; endocytosis. Lineage: Eukaryota; Fungi; Ascomycota; Leotiomycetes; Helotiales; Ploettnerulaceae. Bases 672 to 1805 code for a protein of 377 amino acids. Gene Ontology annotation, cellular component: medial cortex; actin cortical patch; mating projection tip. The transcript has 2 exons.
GAGCCAGCCAAAACUGACGACCUACGGCGGCACACCUCGGGAUUUCUUGCUUCUCAAUAGAAGCAGCUUUGCAAAUAUUAUCGAGGAAGUUUCAAGACGUUAUUUUUCUUAGGCUGCAAGCACUGCCAAGAAUACAUACGUGCCGCCCAGCUCAGCCACACAGACAUCAGGUUCCUCCUUCGUCAUCCAACCCACCCCACUACAUCACGAACUCUCUUCAACAUUAACAACAGCAACAACAGCAAUAAACACUACAUCGCGCACGAUUGUUUUCAUUGUUCUCGUCAUUCUGCGAGUGGAAAUGUCAUUCAAGGGGUUUCAGAAGUCGGUGGUACGCGUAAGUGGUCUUUGGAACUCCCACAUGCCCAGCUACAUCCUCAACACCCAGCUACAUCUUCAAUGCCAGCUAUAUCCUCAACUGACAACUGUUUCUGAAGACUCCGCAACUUAUUAAGCAACGCUUUAGUAUCGGAGAUACUACGAAAGAUGCGGUUUAUAUCGACAGCGAACGGCGCUUCAGUGAGCUGGAAAAGGAGACCGAGAAAUUGCGAUCCGAGUGAGUUUCUGCUCAGCUGCAGCCCACCUGUCUUCCAGACAGUGACGGCAAAGCAUAAAGAUGAAUAUUGAAAUAGAUUUGCAGGUCUAAGAAGUACUUCGAAUCGAUUCAAGGUAUGAUUUCGCAUCAAAUCGAAUUCUCCCAGGCCAUCGCCGAAAUCUACAAGCCUAUAUCUGGUAGGAUGUCCGACCCAGACUCUGCGAUUCCAGAGGGGAAUCCUGAAGGCAUUCGAGCAUGUGAGGAAUACGAGGUGAUCUGUCGGGACUUACUGGCUACCCUUCAGCCUGAACUGGAAAUGAUCGAGACCAGAGUCAUCCGGCCGGCACAAGAGUUGUUGGAGAUUAUCAAAGUCAUAAGGAAGUCUACCACAAAACGGCAACAUAAGCAGCUCGACUAUGACAGACAUCGCGCAACUCUUAAGAAACUCCAGGAUAAGAAGGAGAAGACUUUGAAGGACGAGAAGGCCAUGUAUAAAGCUGAGAACGAUGUUGAGCAAGCCACACAAGAGUUCAACUACUUCAACGACUUGCUAAAGGAGGAGCUCCCCAAACUAUUCGCCCUUGAACGCGAGUUUAUCCGCCCGUUGUUCCAGUCUUUCUACUACAUGCAGCUGAAUGUCUUUUAUACCCUCCACGAGAAAAUGCAAGGUUGCGAUAUCGGAUAUUUCAACCUCCAAAUGGAUGUGGAGGAAGGGUUUGAGGCGGCGCGGGGAGACAUCCAGGAAAGAGCAGAAGCCCUGUCUAUUGUAAAAUUCAAGACAACCGGUGCGAAGCGUCCUCCUGGAAGACUUGGUCCUGGCUCGAAGCUUGCCCUCGAAGGCAAGAGUUCUCCCAAACUCAUUGGAGCUGCUCCAAAGCGGCAAUCAUUGACGGCGUCAACUGAAGAAGAGAACCCACCUCCGCCAUACUCUUCCAACUCACUAUCACCUACGUACGGUGGUGACGAGAAGACCUCGGUGGUUCGCGCCAAUUCUACAGCGACAAGUCCAUCGUGGGGCUCUGCGGCGAAAGCAAAGGGACCCGCCCCACCACCACCGAAGCCAAAGCCAUCGCGGCUCAGCGGUGCUCCUACUGCUGAGACUGUGACCGCACUCUACGAUUAUGAGGCUCAGGCUGAGGGAGAUUUGAGUUUCACCACUGGUGAUGUGAUUGAGAUUGUGACCAGGACUAACAACGAAAAUGAGUGGUGGAUUGGCAAGGUCAAGGGAAAGCAAGGCCAGUUUCCAGGAAACUAUGUGAAAUUAAACUAGGUCGGUUAGAGCGGAUAUACCAUUGAUGAGUGCACGGAUUAGUGACGAGGGUGUCGAGUGGACAGAGCCGACGAGGCUCUCUUACUUUUUGAUAAUGCGGCAAGAGGUGUCUGGGGCUGUUGGAGGGUUUGCAUUGAUUCGGAGCAAGGAUAAAGUGCAUUGUACCUAAUGAAAAUCAGUGAUCAUACCAGUCAUUCCUCUUAUCUCUUUAGAUCUAGACAAACAGUUUGCUCUGCGGUCUCUUCUGCAGAAUACGGAGCAAUGCGGGAAGAGACGAGGGUUGGCAUCCUAUGGGUGGAUGCAAUAUUAAUCACCUGGGAACUCAACGUAUGCAAGGCAUUAGAGGCCAUACAGAACCCGAACCGCAUUCAACAAUUUCUCCACCCCUGCUGCAUACCUGCAAUGUGUUGGCACAACACCAAAAUGGGACAAGGCAAUACGAGGCAAAACGAGGCAACCUGGGGUCCGCAGGCAAUCUGCCAUCUCACCCCACCAGUUUGCAACAGGCGGAAGAGCCUCAACCCUAUCCCACGACAUCGCUGAUAAACAUAUAA